This is a messenger RNA of Meleagris gallopavo (turkey), 2892 nucleotides long. Lineage: Eukaryota; Metazoa; Chordata; Aves; Galliformes; Phasianidae. The record is from RefSeq and is a predicted model, not a curated record.
UACCACAUCUAAACACUUCUUGAACACCUCCAGGAACGAUGACCCCACCACCUCCCUGGGCAGCCCUUUAUUAUAAAUAGAUAUAGAUACAGAUACAGAUAUCAGUUGCAAAGAAACCAAAAAUGCCGAUGCUCCUCUACACCCUUGCGCUCAUACCAUUUCUCCUUUGAUUGUAGAAGUCUUGUUUAGCUUCUAUCAGGGUAAACUAAAAGCAACUCUGUUCAUGUUGGGAGAGUUGCAAUAACAAUUAAAAUAAAAAAAAAAAAAAAAGAGCGUAAGCAGUAGCAGAUUGAAACUCAGUAUUUUGAGCAGCUGGGGAAAUUAUGUUCUGGCCUUAUAUUUCCAGAUACGUAUCAGACCUGUUCACAAUAUACAGGAUUGAGUUCCAAAAUUACAGCUUUGAAUCUGGGUGGUAUUGCCUCUGGGUAUUGUUUGCAGUUGGGAACGAGAGCAGUUGCAUCAAGCAGCAGAGUGUUUGCUGGGAAGGUACAAGUUAUAUUACAUUCCACGCUGUUGUGGGUGAUGAUGGAGACAGAGCCAUGCACCCCCUAGGUCACUGAUUUGGUUCCAGAUAAAAGAUAAUAGCAAUCACGUUGUCACCAGAGUUAAGGUUGGGCCUUCACUGCCCAUGUAAGACCCUGUGCUCUCAAUAUUGUGAGCUGGCACCUUGCAGCUUCUGCAUUGCCAGCUCGGUGGGUCAGACUCUGGACUGGCAGUGGCCCACAUCCUCAGCCUGAAUCCAUGCUGUAUCAAAGCUUCCCCCGCUGUCACCGGGGUAUCGUCUGGUAGGAUACUGAACUGCAUAGGCUAACUGGGCUGGGAGAGCAGGGGAGAAUGAUGGUUUAAAUCCCAAAUCCCUGCAAGACAGCAGGGUUGCCGAGCCUGCGGCUGCAAAGGCAAAGGGCUGCAGAAGGCAAGGAAUAGCAUUGCUGCUUUCACACGGAGGCUGUGUGGGGUUUUGGUGUUUGGCACAUCAGUUGGCACCUAGGAGAGCCCGCAUUUUCCUUUUAAGUAAAUCAGAUGAGCGGUUCAGCAAGAGGUGGGUAAGCCCUUGGGUCUAAAGUAUUGGAGAGCUGUAGACGUGUCUGCAGUGAGAAAUUGAUUCUGUGAUUAUUUUCCUCUCUAUACCCUCCUCUCCCCAUCUCUCACUCAUUCAUACAUAUGCAUUGCCUGCUGUGUACUGGCUGAAGUGGUUGCCUCUGUUCUGCACUGCACUUCUCAGUUGGGCUUUUUCUGUUUCCCUUUGUCCCUUUCCCCACAUCCUUUUUGUUUCCCCGCUUCUCUGGCUAUCAGAACAAACUCCCACCGUCCCUUUCCCCUCUCCUGUCCACCCUGCAGUCUCCAAGCUGCUAACAUUUGCUUCCCAGUUCUGCUCCUAAACUCUGGGCGUUUGAUGUGGGAUUCAAAAUUAGGCAAAAUGAGUUUACCCACCCCUGUUUUGCGUUAGAAUCCGAUUCACAGCGUUACCAUCCAGGCGUUUACAGUAGCCCUAAACUGUGUGGUCUUUUUUCAAGCAGACUGCACGGGCUGUAUAGGAAAACAGCUUCUUUCAGUAGCAGAGUCAGUGCUGGGCUUGUAAUUUUCCAUAGACAGUGAAAAGGGAAAUUUGCAUCUUUCCUAUCAUUUUAGCAUCCUGGCCCAGUUUGAAGUCCCUCAGAUGCAGCAGACACAAUUUCCCACCCAUAAGGAUAGCUGAGCAGGUCCCCACCUACAUAGGUGGCUUUAGGGCAAGGAGUGGGGCUCGGGCACCCCAGUGUAACUCCAUUGGUGUCAGUGGGGCAGCUAACUCGGUGUUGCCAACUGCCACACAUUUGUUACAAGCUGCACAGUUGCCAUUUUUUCUUAUGGCCUCAGCUCCUGGGGGCACGUGCUGACGUAGAGCCCCAGCUUUCAUUUCCAUCGAGGCCACAACAAACAGCUGGACACCCGUCACCCAAGCACACGCCCUCAAAGCUCAGAAAGCAGAAGGCAAAUCGAACUCGAAUCUGCGUUUAUAUUUUUGGCUCUCGUCAGAUCUUGAUUUUUGAGAUGCUUUUUGGGGGGCCUGACUUGUGACCUUGGCACGCUUUGGGUUGGCAGUGCCGCUCCUCCAUUGACAUCGGUGGAGUCAGACCAGGGACGGAUCUGGCCCGGCGCAUGUAGAAGAGAGGUGUAUGACUCUGUUCCUUGCAAUGUGUUAUUGGGUAUGAUCUGCUGUUCUUUUGGGGGCCAGAAGAAGUGGGUUUUCUUUAAAAAAUAAAUAAAAUUCUAUCAUCACUUGAUACAAAAAAUGGUAUUUACGGAAUUGUUUUCCCCCAUCUUUUGUUAUAAUUUUUUAGGUGCUUCCGAGCUGGGCCCAUUUUCAGAUCCCAGGCAGUUCACAAGCAUUUCAUCCCUCACUGAGAGCCGCUUCUCCAACCCACGAAUGCACUAUCCAGCCACCUUUACCUAUACACCGCCCGUCACCUCAGGCAUGUCACUGGGUAUGUCCGCAACCACUCACUACCACACCUACCUGCCACCACCCUACCCCGGCUCCUCCCAAAACCAAAGUGGACCUUUCCAGACCAGCAGCACUCCAUAUCUCUACUAUGGCACUUCGUCGGGAUCGUACCAGUUCCCCAUGGUGCCGGGAGGGGACCGCUCCCCUUCCAGGAUGCUUCCUCCGUGCACCACCACGUCCAACGGCAGCACGCUGCUAAACCCAAACUUGCCCAACCAGAGUGACGGUGUGGAGGCGGAUGGCAGCCACAGCAGCUCCCCAACCGUUUUGAAUUCUAGUGGCAGAAUGGAUGAGUCCGUUUGGAGGCCGUACUGAGAUUGCUUCUGCCCGGCCCGACCUCUGCGAGCCAAAAACCCAAACGGUCGACAAACUACGAAGUGCCUGGCUUUUGUUUUACUUUUUUUUCUUAA